UUUUGACAUUUUAUUAUUGAAGUAAAACACAAUUUCACUCAAAUUUCUUAAGAACAAAAAUGGACGAUGACUUGGAUGCAAUUCGUGCCCAGCGUAUGGCACAACUUCAGUCUCAAUAUGGCGGCGGCGGCGGUGGCGGCAACACAGCGGAAAAACAAAAAGCCCAAGAAGAGCAAAUGCGCCAACAAGAAGAGAUGAAACACUCUAUACUCUCUCAGGUUUUGGAUCAACAGGCUAGAGCAAGAUUAAAUACCUUGAAAAUAAGCAAACCCGAAAAAGCGGCAGUCUUUGAGAACAUGGUCUUAAGAAUGGCCCAAACUGGCCAACUGCGGGGUAAAUUAGACGAUGCCCAAUUCGUUAGUAUACUGGAGAGUGUCAAUGCUCAAAUGCCACAGAGCAAAAGCACUGUCAAAUACGAUAGACGUCGUGCUGCCAUUGAUUCAGAUGAUGACGAUGAUUACGGAUGCUGAUUGUUGUUGUGGUUGGUUGAGAAAAUGUUAACAACGUCCUUUUUUAGUUUUAGUUUCAUUUCAUUUGCAAAACUUUUCUAACAUAAUAAAUACACAUACAUAUAAUAAACAA
Messenger RNA from Stomoxys calcitrans (stable fly), 582 nucleotides. RefSeq names its product programmed cell death protein 5 (gene PDCD-5). Lineage: Eukaryota; Metazoa; Arthropoda; Insecta; Diptera; Muscidae. The transcript has 3 exons. Gene Ontology annotation, molecular function: DNA binding. Gene Ontology annotation, cellular component: cytosol; nucleus. The record is from RefSeq and is a predicted model, not a curated record. The coding region runs from base 60 to 470 and encodes 136 amino acids.